AUGACAGCAAAGACUCCGAUGCUCCUGGUGGCACUACUGUGCCUGCCAAUGGCGGAGGCGGCCGGAGUGUUCGAACUGAAGGUCCACUCCUUUAGCAGUCCUCGAAGUGUGUGUCUCGCUGGCCGUUCCUGUCACAUCUUCUUCCGAGUGUGUCUUAAGCAUGCCCAGCCCGUAGUGUCUCCAGAUCCACCUUGCACGUUUGGGACAGCCCUGAGCGACUUGAUGGCUGUGGAUCCAGGGGCCAUAGCAGCCAGCAGCCCCGUACGAGUCCCCUUUCACUUCAAGUGGCCGGGCAUUUUUUCUCUUAUCAUUGAAUCCUGGAGCACACACACAGCCGAGAAGUCUACAGAAAACCUCAACAACAUGCUGAGCCGCCUGGCCACUCGUAGACGCCUGUCUGUUGGGGAGGACUGGUCUCAGGACAUACACCUUGGGCAGCAGAGUGAAUUACGUUACUCCUAUCAUGUUACCUGUGACGACCAUUAUUACGGUGACAGCUGCUCCGACUACUGCCGACCACGGGACGACACUUUCGGACACUAUGUCUGUGACCAGGAGGGAAAGCGAUUAUGUUUGUCUGGCUGGAAAGGAGAAUACUGUGCUGAGCCUAUCUGUCUGCCUGGCUGCAGUGAGUCACAUGGUUUCUGUGAGGUGCCCGGCGAAUGCAAGUGUCGCAUGGGAUGGCAAGGUCGGCUUUGCGAUGAGUGCGUGCGAUACCCCGGCUGUCUGCACGGAUCCUGCUCGCAGCCAUUCGAAUGCACCUGCCAGGAAGGCUGGGGUGGGCUGUUCUGCAAUCAAGACUUGAACUACUGCACCAACCAUAAACCAUGCCAAAAUGGAGCCAGCUGCACCAAUACUGGUCAGGGGAGCUAUUCCUGCAACUGCCGAGCUGGAUACACGGGGACAAACUGCGAGAUAGAGAGCAAUGAGUGCGCCAGUAACCCGUGCAAAAAUGGAGGCAGCUGCAAUGAUCUGGAGAAUGACUACAAAUGUGUGUGCCCUAGAGGUUUCUAUGGCAAGAACUGUGACAUAAGUGCCAUGACGUGUGCCGAUGGUCCUUGCUUUAAUGGCGGCACCUGCGUAGAGAAAAGCAUCGUGGGUGGUUACGUCUGCCGUUGCCCCGUCAACUACCAUGGAUCCAACUGUGAGAAAAAAAUUGAUCGUUGCACCAACAACCCAUGUUUGAAUGGUGGCCAUUGCUUAGAUGUUGGGCGCAACGCAGUGUGCAAAUGUCGUGUGGGCUUCUCAGGACCUCGCUGUGAAGUAAACGUUGAUGACUGUGCCAGCAACCACUGUGCCAAUGGAGGUACCUGCGUAGACGGUCUGAACACUUACACUUGUUCCUGUACUCUUGGCUAUGGUGGUAAAGACUGCACCCAACGAGUAGAUGCAUGCAGCUCUAAGCCCUGCCUCAACGGAGCUACCUGUUACACCCACUUCAGUGGACACGUCUGCCAAUGUCCCUCAGGGUUCAUGGGCUCCAGUUGUGAGUUCAGGGUGCAAGAACCAACCACACCUACCUAUGUCGAUCCACCAUCUAACCUGGCCCUGUCUACUUGCAUGGGGGUGAUCACGUUGUGUUUGUUGGCGUGUGGACUGGUGCUCCUCAUGAGAGGUCUCAAGAAAGGGCUCAUCAAACAGAAAGGAAUGGUCAACAAUGACUUGGAGCACAAAACCAACAACUUAAAAGAGAAGGAGCCGUUUCUUAUCUCACCUCCUCAUUUCAAGAUGCCUAAUCAGGACUGUCUUAGAGAAAAAUCCCGCAGCAAGCAGAAGCUGCUUCCGGCAUCUGACAUGGAAGAGGAAAGAGAUGGGCGCCGCGUAAAAUCAGAUGUCAGAAACUGCAAUGCCACGGGGCAUCACCAAGAUGCUCUUUGUCAUCCAAUAUUCCUUCUCUCAGGCGCUUCUGAGCAAUGCGUGUUCGCUACUGAGGACAGCCCCUUUAAGGUUUUAUUUUUACAAGACCACUGA
This is a messenger RNA of Bufo gargarizans (Asiatic toad), 1971 nucleotides long. RefSeq names its product delta-like protein B. Lineage: Eukaryota; Metazoa; Chordata; Amphibia; Anura; Bufonidae. The record is from RefSeq and is a predicted model, not a curated record. Gene Ontology annotation, molecular function: calcium ion binding. Gene Ontology annotation, cellular component: membrane. Gene Ontology annotation, biological process: Notch signaling pathway; cell communication; multicellular organism development. The transcript has 9 exons. The coding region runs from base 1 to 1971 and encodes 656 amino acids.